AUGACAACCACUAUCUUUCUAUUAUCUUUUUGUUCAUGUGCCCUUCUCUUGGCCCAAUUGUUUAGCCAGAGUGUAGAUGCAUGGCAACGACAAGGAUCUUCUAGGCAGUGUAAUUUUGAUAGGCUACAAGCAUUCGAACCCCUAAGAAGGGUACGAUCAGAAGCUGAAACUACAUAGUACUUUGAUGAGACAAGUGAGCAGUUUCGAUGUGCUGGUGUGUUUAUCAUUCGGCGCGUGGUGGAGCCACAAGGUCUUGUGGUGCCUCGCUACUCCAGCACUCUAGUUGUAGCCUAUGUAAUCCAAGGGAAUGGUUACGUAGGAUUGACAUUUCCUGGUCAUCUGGCAACCCACCAACAACAAUUCCAACUAUUUGAGCAAAGACAAAGCUAUCAAGGUCAGAAGUUUAUAGAUGAGCACCAAAAGAUUCACCAAUUUAGACAAGGGGAUGUCGUUUUACUUCCAGCUGGUGUUGCAUAUUGGUUCUACAAUGCUCGUGAUACACCUAUUGUUGUUCUCUAUGUUCAUGACAUAAAAAGUUAUGCCAAUCAGCUUGAACCAAGGCAUAAGGAGUUUUUGUUAUCUGGCAACAACCAAAGGGGGCAACAGAUAUUUGAACGAUCAAUCUCGCAAGACUCUGGACAUAAUAUAUUCAAUGGAUUCAAUAGUGAGUUGCUUAGCGAGGCUUUAGGAAUAAGCACCGAGACUGCUAGAAGGCUCCAAAAUCAGAAUGACCAGAGGGGAGAAAUCAUUCGAGUGAAGCAUGGCCUCAAACUAUUGAAACCCACUUUAUCACAGCAACAAGAACAAGAGCAAUACCAACAGGUCCAAUAUCACGAAGGGGCACGAUACAAUGGAUUGGACGAGAAUUUUUGCACAAUAAAAGCAAGGGCAAACAUUGAAAACCCUAACCAUGCUGACUAAAGGAUAACCCGUCUCGACAACAAAAAGUUCCCUAUUCUGAACCUGGCUGGAAUGAGUGCUGCAAGAGUAAACUUAUAUCAGUUGUUGCAUCUCUCGCCCUUUUGGAACAUCCACGGCCAUAGCGUAGUGUACAUGAUCCAAGGGAGCGCACGGGUGCAGGUGGCCAACAACCAAGGAAGAGCAGUGUUCAAUGGCGUUCUUCGUCGGGGGCAACUACUGAUCAUACCACAACACCACGUCGUCGUCAAGAAAGCCGAGCAAAAUGGGUGCCAGUACGUUGCGAUCAACACGAGCCCAGGGGGUUCCACGGCGAGCCGCGUCGCCGGAAAGAGCUCCGUGCUGCGUGGCUUGCCGGUUGACGUCGUCGCCGGUGCUUACCGUGUCUCGAGAGGCGAAGCCCGGCGGCUCAAGAGCAGCAUGGCGGACGAGAUCGGCGCUCUCGUUCCCCGUCGUUCUCCGCGGAAGAGCCGACGGGGUUACCAGUUCCUCGCUGAAAGCCUCUCUUUAAUUGGUAUGUAA
Messenger RNA from Oryza brachyantha (malo sina), 1440 nucleotides. RefSeq names its product glutelin type-D 1-like. Gene Ontology annotation, molecular function: nutrient reservoir activity. NCBI's taxonomy places the organism in Eukaryota, Viridiplantae, Streptophyta, Magnoliopsida, Poales, Poaceae. The record is from RefSeq and is a predicted model, not a curated record.